UACAAUAUUCACCGGUUUGUUAUGAAUGUGUUUGAGCUGAAACUUUCAAAGAGCAUUUUCUUAUUAAUUUUGUUAAAGAAAAUAUAAUGACAACUCAAAAGAUUUCCUAUUAUAAUGAAAUCUCCAUGAUGAUGUAUGGAUUUGGAGACAGCCACCAGCCUGACAAGGAUACAGUAAAUUUGGUUGAAAGUAUAGUUUUGAACCAGCUCCAAACUAUUGUCAAGGAAGCACAGAAAUAUGGGGAUGGCAAAAUAGUAAAUGCUCAGGAGUUAGUGUUUUUAUUGAGGCAUAAUAAAUGUAAAAUGCAGAGGUUUGUCCGCUACCUAAACAAUAAAGAAAUCACCAAAGUAGCGUAUGGCAGCACAACAGCAACCCCAAAUUUUACUCCUAAAAUAGACGAAACUCCCUUCAUAGAAAUUGAUCCAGAAGACCGUCCCAAAAACAAACUUAUUGAAUUUAUUGAGUUACUUGAUGAGACUGGUGAGUUUAUGGAUCUCUCAGAAGAGGACGAAGUUAAAAUGGAAAGGAUGGUAAGGGCAGACAGAAUAUCCCAAGAGUUAAAUGAGGAGAAAUAUAUUGAGUUUGCAAAGGCCAGAUGCAGUUCUUUUAAAGUAAAAAGUCGAACAAUGGCAGAAAAUAUGAAGCAAUGGAUAGACCCAAAAAAUGAGACUGUAAUUAAUGCUGAUGCUUUAGACGUUUUAAGUUAUUUUGCACAUGAAACUGUAGCAGAGAUAGUGGAUUGUGCGCUUUUAGUUAGAGAAGAUGCAAAAUCAGGCACUGAUCCAGUAAGACACUUGCCAGGUUCUUAUUAUUCAGCUGUAAUGUUUAAUGGAGCACAUAGAUUUGAGGAAAAGAAGCCAGAUUAUACUAGAGUCCAUAGCGGGCAACUUCCAAUCAGCGUAGCAGAAAUUCAUGAGGUUAUGAGAAGAAUAUACAACAGACAAGCGGGAAAACUCAAUUUUGGAGGAAAAGUUCCAGAAACGCAUUUCUUAUUUGCCCUCUAAUUAUGCCAAGCUUGGAAAAUUUAGAGAAAAUGAUUAAUGCUUUCUUAAGGAAAGCGAAGGUAUAUGGCAGUAUGUUAUACAUUUAUACCUGUUAUAUUAUAUUUAAACCUUCAAUAAAGAAUUUCAGCAGGAUCAGGUGGACAUAGGUAGGUCAACUCAAAUAGUGAAAAAAUUUGCUACAUUUUUGUAUUUGUUACAAACAUUUUAUACCAUUUUUUAUUUAUUAUUUUGUAAAGUGUAUUAAUAAAUGUAAAAGAAUAAAAAGGAGUUAUUUAUU
This is a messenger RNA of Anthonomus grandis grandis, 1281 nucleotides long. RefSeq names its product transcription initiation protein SPT3 homolog (gene Spt3). The transcript has 5 exons. Gene Ontology annotation, biological process: transcription by RNA polymerase II. Gene Ontology annotation, molecular function: protein heterodimerization activity; transcription coactivator activity. The record is from RefSeq and is a predicted model, not a curated record. The coding region runs from base 87 to 1004 and encodes 305 amino acids. Lineage: Eukaryota; Metazoa; Arthropoda; Insecta; Coleoptera; Curculionidae.